Molecule: messenger RNA, 1751 nt
Organism: Arachis stenosperma
Lineage: Eukaryota; Viridiplantae; Streptophyta; Magnoliopsida; Fabales; Fabaceae
Product: transcription factor E2FC-like
Exons: 13
Coding region: 107-1252 (381 amino acids)
Biological process (GO): regulation of transcription by RNA polymerase II
Cellular component (GO): RNA polymerase II transcription regulator complex
Molecular function (GO): protein dimerization activity; DNA-binding transcription factor activity, RNA polymerase II-specific; RNA polymerase II cis-regulatory region sequence-specific DNA binding
Source: RefSeq, a predicted model, not a curated record
GUGGCGUGAUCAUUCGAACUGAAGUCACUCUUUCACUCAGUCACCGCUUCUUUCUUUCUCUCUCUCUAACAGAAACACAUAACACCAGGCGCAACACUGACCAGUGAUGUCAACUUUGGGGAAGGAUAAAAAAUCCCAAUUAAAGCAUCGAUUCCAUCCACAUUCUCAUUCUCUUUCUCAAUCCUUUUCCCAUUCCAUACUCCCUAACCCACCCCAGUUGACUCAAACAUGUGCAAUCAAUAGUUUCAACUUCAAUAAUCAUAAUCACAAUCACACAAGUAAUCAUCGUCAACUACCUCCUACUUUCUACAAUCAAACUCAGCCUCCCAUUAGGGCAGAGAAUCAAACCACCAAGUCAAAACUUUCCAGAUAUACAAAACAUGCCACUCACGAACCUAAUGCUACUGAAGCUCCUCAUUUGGCUGCAGUUAACAACUGUCGUUAUGACAGUUCCUUAGGGUUGUUAACCAAGAAAUUUGUCUGCUUGAUUGAAGCGGCUGACUAUGGUACCUUGGAUUUAAAUAAAACUGCUGAGACCUUGGAGGUUCAAAAACGAAGAAUUUAUGAUAUUACAAAUGUUCUCGAAGGAAUAGGAUUGAUAGAGAAGACUUCAAAGAAUCAUAUACGGUGGAAGGGAUGUAAUGGACAUGGACCCCAAGAACUGGAUUAUCAACUCAAAAGACUUAAGACUGAAGUUGAAAGUCUGUAUGCUGAAGAAUCUGCACUUGAUGAUUGUAUAAGGCAAAAGCAAGAGCUAAUAAAAAACCUGGAGGAAAAUGAAAAUUCUCAAAGGUACCUUUUCCUGACAAAUGAAGAUAUUCUUAACCUUCCAUGCUUCCAGAACCAAGAGCUUAUUGCAAUCAAGGCUCCGAAAGUUAGUGUUGUCGAGGUUCCCGAUCCUGAUCAGGAGUUAGGUUUCCGGCAUUACAAAAUGACUGUUAGAAGUGCAACUGGACCAAUAUAUAUAUACCUAUUGAGCAAGAAAGGCCUUAAGUGUAAGGGUGAUACUAUCGAGCAGGUGAAGCUAAUAGAUCCAUCAUGGAAUGGUAAUCACUGCAAAAUGAGGGACAUGAUAUUAUCAGAAAGCGAGGCUGAUCUAAAAAAUCCUUGUGAGGUUUUAACAUCCCCAGGCUCAGAGGCAUUUGGAAUCCAAGAAAUUACUCCUAUGGAAUUUAAAAUGGAUGAUGACUAUUGGUUUGAAUCAGAUGCUGGAGUGACCCUAACAGAUUUGUGGGUUAACAAUAACUUCUAACAGAAGCAAUCAUCAGUAUGUAAAUACAAGCUGCUGCUAACUUUUGAGAUGACACAAACGGCAAUGGCUAGCAAUUUAAACUGUAAAUGUUAGGCCUUUUUUGUUACUCCCUCCCUUUCUCAGCUGUUGCCUUGGCAGUAUAAGUAUGCAGAUCGAAGAGAUAAGCUGUUUGGUUGAUUUUUUGCAUAGAUGUGGCAGAGUUUAGCCAUAAAGUAUAAACCAACUCCGGUUUUGGAUAUUAGAUAUUUUUGCAGAAGCUAUACUAAUGAUGUUGAUGUAUGGAAAUAACACCCUUUGUGCAUGAAAGCAACACCAAAUUGGUAGGUAGAGUAUUGCAUCCGACAUGUAUUGAGUAGAAACGUUUUUUGUUUUUUGGCAUGGAGCAGAAAUGAGUUAACUCGUGGAAAUUAUCAAAUUCCACUAUUGAUGAGGUAUUUUUUGCGGCCCAGGAUCUGGGUGACCUUUCUAUACAAUAGUGAAAUUCUAUGCAAGACUUAGU